Messenger RNA from Phytophthora nicotianae INRA-310, 429 nucleotides. RefSeq lists its product as hypothetical. The transcript has 5 exons. The record is from RefSeq and is a predicted model, not a curated record. The coding region runs from base 1 to 429 and encodes 142 amino acids. Lineage: Eukaryota; Oomycota; Peronosporomycetes; Peronosporales; Peronosporaceae.
AUGGCGAAGAUUGGGCAGACCUCUGGCAUCGGUGCAUUCCCCAUUUUUAGUGGUAAUCGCGGAAAAGACUGCACAGUGCUGAGCGAUGACCCGCACAGUCAGCAAGCAGCGAUAGAUCAAUCCCUGAACGAGACACAGCAGCAGUGUGAGGAGGAGUACCGUAUCGUGCGAGUGAAGCUCCACGGCGUUGCCUCACCUUUGCAGGACAGCCAAUGGGUCUUCUCGAAAUGCUAUGUUGGCGUAUCUUUGGAUCCAGCGUUUGAGCAGCAAGAAUCCAACUUCAAUUGGAUGAAGAUCCCGCGAAUACGGUGGCUAGAAAAACAGCAAAGCCCAAGUAAUGUCGACAAGCUCUUGCAGUUCCUUGUACAAGUGUAUCUUAGCAUUGUCCAUGAUGACAAUGGAACGUGGCGAAGGCCAUGGGUUCAAUAA